AUGAACGAGAAGGAGGAGCGGGCAAUCGAAAAGCUCGGCACUGAAGCGCAGACCUCUUUCGGGUAUCUUGUUUCAGACGAGAAAUCAAGCACAACAAGAGCCCCCGAGUCGUUGGAUGCAAAGCAGACCAAGUCCCUCGAUGUCACGAAAUCUUCACCCAAAUGGGUCCACUUUGUUGCCGGCGGUAUUGGCGGUAUGGUCGGUGCCAUCGCUACGUGUCCCCUAGACGUGGUGAAGACCAGACUUCAAUCUGAUGUGUACAACCAAAGCUACAACAAGGCGCCUAAAUCUAGCAAUCCUUUGAUCAAGGGAGCACAGCACUUCUCCGAGACAUGUGGCGUUAUUGGUCAGAUAUACAAAAACGAGGGUGGCAGAGCACUUUUCAGAGGAUUGGGUCCAAACUUGGUUGGUGUGAUUCCUGCAAGGUCCAUCAACUUUUUCACCUAUGGCGCUACCAAGGAGUUGGUUUCCAAGAACUUCAAUAACGGCAACGAAGCGACCUGGAUCCAUCUUGUUGCCGGUAUCAACGCUGGCUUUGUCACGUCGACAGCAACCAACCCAAUCUGGAUGAUCAAGACUAGACUACAACUUGACAAGACAAAAGGCAAGCACUACAAGAACUCGUGGGAUUGCCUUCGAUACAUCCUCAAAACAGAGGGAUUCACCAGUUUAUACAAGGGUUUGAGUGCAUCCUAUCUCGGUGGUAUUGAGUCCACUAUACAAUGGGUCUUGUACGAACAGAUGAAGCUGUUCUUGAAUCGCAAGUCCUUGGAGAGACACGGUCUCGACCAGUCAAAAAAGAGCACGAGCGACCACAUUUACGAGUGGUGUGCUCGUUCAGGCGCUGCCGGUGCAGCCAAAUUCUUCGCUUCCCUCAUGACAUACCCACAUGAAGUUGUUCGUACUAGAUUGAGACAGGCUCCUUUGGAGGCCACAGGAAAGCCCAAGUAUACCGGGCUUGUCCAGUGUUUCCGCUUGAUCAUCAAGGAAGAAGGAUUUGUCAGUAUGUACGGAGGCUUGACUCCACACUUGCUCCGGACGGUGCCCAAUUCGAUCAUCAUGUUCGGCACCUGGGAGCUUGUUGUGCGCUUCUUGUCGCUGAGCUAG
Molecule: messenger RNA, 1107 nt
Organism: Candidozyma duobushaemuli
Lineage: Eukaryota; Fungi; Ascomycota; Pichiomycetes; Serinales; Metschnikowiaceae
Gene: RIM2
Product: Rim2p
Exons: 1
Coding region: 1-1107 (368 amino acids)
Biological process (GO): pyrimidine nucleotide import into mitochondrion
Cellular component (GO): mitochondrion
Molecular function (GO): pyrimidine nucleotide transmembrane transporter activity
Source: RefSeq, a predicted model, not a curated record